AUGGUGGGAGGCUCGUUCGUGGAGACGCUACCCUCUCCUCAGACCUCCAGAGGGCCCAGCAGGUCUCCGUCCGACCCCAGCUCCAGCAUGCUCCUCCUGGGCCGCGGCCGGGACUCCUUCCCCCUGUCCAGCCCCUCCCUCCGGAUCUCCACCUCCAUCCCCUCCCUGCCCCAACCUCCCCCUCACCAGACCUCUACCCUUUCCACCCCCCAGUGGGGUGACCCCCUCCUCCUCGAGAAGGCGGGCAGUUGCUCCCCCCGUACCCCUCGCUCCCCCCACUCCACCGUUUCUUCUCGCUCCCUUCGCUGUCCCCACUCCCCCAGCUCACCCCGCUCCUCACCCCGUUCUUCACCCCGCUCUCCGAGGAGGACUAGAUCCUGUGGGCGAGGUGAGCCUUGUGGGCGAGCUGAGCCUUGUGGGCGAGGUGAGCCCUGUGGGCGAGGUGAGCCCUGUGGGCGAGGUGAGGGCUGUGACUGGAUGAUGAAGAUACUGGCUGGAGGCUCUGGGAGGAUAGGCUCUGUGGCGGAGCUCUGCCAGGGGGCCCUGCAACAUGCUAUAGAGGUGGUGUGGGCAGAACGCUGUUUUCUGUCUCUGCUCCGACAGGACCAGGAUGGAUGUAGGGGAUUGGUCCAGGUGGUUUCCCUGACGACGCCGGGCUGCGUGAGGGAAGAGUCUUCCAGCAACCAUGCCCACCAGGAGCUGGUGAAGGGCAUCCUGGGAUAUGUAGUUGCCACAGGGAUGCCCAUGAACAUGACAGGAGAUAUCUGUGAGUGGUUUACCUCAGGUCGAGGGGAGGAGGGGGGAGGAGGGGGACGGUCUGUGUCUCCUCUCAGUGGUUUACCUCAGGUAGAGUGGUUUACCUCAGGUAGAGGGGAGGUAGGGGGAGGAGGGGGACGGUCUGGGUCUCCUCUCAGUGGUUUACCUCAGGACCCCAGGUUCACCACAGACGAGGACCAGAGGGCAGGUUUCAAACUCAAGAGUGUCCUGAGUGUCCCGAUUAAGAACAGUAGACAGGAGGUUCUAGGAGCAGCUCUGGUGCUGAACAAGAGGAUCAGUGAUGAUGUCCAGGGUUCUCUGUUCACAGACCAGGAUGAGAAGGUCCUGGCCUGUCACAUGGGUCUGCUCGGGCUGGUCCUGGACAAUGUUCAGCUGUUUGAGAGUUCCAGACAGGAAGCCAACCGAUGCCAGGUGUUGUUGACCCUGGCCAGGCUGCUGUCAGAGGAACAGAAGUCGAUGGAGAAUCUCCUGGGCAAGAUGGCUGCCACCAUCCUGCCUUUCGCACGGGCUCAGUACUGUACCAUUUUCAUCGCCAGGGACAGACCCAAGAACUCCUUCUCUGGGCUGGUCCAUAUGGAGGGAGAAGAACAAGGGUCAGAGUUCCAGAUCUUUCAAAGAGACUGCACCCUCUCGAACAUAGACCUGACCCACGCCCUGCAGGUGUUGGUCUCCAAGGAGACAAUGAACGUGUCCGGCGCCGAUCAGGACCCCCCCACGGGUAGUCUGGUCUGCUGCCCGAUCAGAAACGGGAAGACAGGAAAAAUCAUUGCCGUCUGCCAGCUGAAGAACAAACUGGGCCCUGGCGAGGCGGAGACGGGCAGGGCGUUUAACCGUUAUGAUGAGUGCCUCCUAGAGGACUUUGCGGUGUACUGCGGCCUGGCCCUGCAGACCGUCCAGACCGUCCAACGGAUAGAGUACCAACGAGCCAGCCAGGACGUUACCCAAGAGGUUCUGUCCUACCACCUUACUGCAGCUCAAGAGGAAAUCCGAGCGUUGCAGGUGACCGAAGCUGAAAUCCCCUCUGCCCAAUCACUGCGUAUCCUGGACUUCAGCUUCUCUGAUUUCGGCCUAUCAGAGGACUCCACGGCUCAGGCCACAGUUAGAAUGUUCCUGGAUCUCAACCUGGUACAGGAUUUCAACAUCGACUACAAGUGUCUCUGUCAGUGGGUUCUGAGUGUAAGGCGUGGUUACCGUAGCAACGUGCCCUACCACAACUGGAGUCACGGCCUCAGCACCGCUCAGUGUAUGUUCGCUAUGUUGAUGUCUACAGACCAGCUACAGUCUAAUUUAUCUCGUCUGGAGGUGUUGGCUCUGAUGAUAGCCACUCUGAACCACGACCUGGAUCACAGAGGAGUCAGUAACUCCUACAUAGAGAGGACUCAGCAGCCUCUAGCCCAGCUGUAUGGAACCUCCUCUCUGGAGCAUCAUCACUAUGACAUGUGCCUCUUCAUCCUCAACAACCCGGGAAGUCAGAUCCUCAGUGGUCUGUGUCCUGAUGACUACAGGACAGUGUUACCCAUGAUAGAGAAAGCCAUCCUGGCUACGGACCUGGCUGUCUACAUGGAGAGGAGGGCAGAGUUCUUUGAACUGGGUCAGAGAGGAGUGAGGUGGGAGGAGGACAGGCACAGAGACUUACUAAGGUCGAUGCUGAUGACAGCCAGCGACAUUGCUGCCAUUACAAAGCCUUGGCAUAUUCAGAAGAGGACAGCUAAGUUGGUGGCAUCAGAGUUUUUCGCUCAAGGAGACCGAGAGAAGGAAGAGUUCAACAUCAAACCUGUCGACAUGAUGAACAGAGACAACAGCACUCGUCUUCCUCACAUGCAGGUCAACUACAUCGAUGGGAUGUGCCAUCCCUUAUACCAGACUCUUUCUGGGAUGUUUGACUCCUGUUCUCCACUGUUGGACGGCCUCAUGAGGAACAGAGAGAAUUGGAUGCUGCUGGCCGAGACGGGGGAGGAAGGAGGAGGAGAGGAGGAAUAGAGAGAUGAAAGAGAGGAACAGAGAGAACUGUAUAAUGACUUCGUUGUUUGUGUGAGAAUCAAGA
Molecule: messenger RNA, 2821 nt
Organism: Oncorhynchus mykiss (rainbow trout)
Lineage: Eukaryota; Metazoa; Chordata; Actinopteri; Salmoniformes; Salmonidae
Source: RefSeq, a predicted model, not a curated record